AUGGAUGAAGAAACCACUGUAUCUGAAGGCAUCAACACAUCUUUCGAUUCGUCGAAUGAAGUUGUAUUAUCAAUUGAUAUUAAGGGCUUGAUUCUUGGAGCAUCAUGUUUAAAUUUAGCUAAUCAUACACUUUCAAUUUGGGAAGAUUUCCAAUUUUCAGAAUCACGUUACUACAUCGAAUCCAUAAUUGAUGAGACUAAACCGACAAUUAUGUUAGCUUGUUCAAGAAUACCUCAAGAUCUGCUAUCCUUUCUAGAGGAUUUAUCAACCAAAUAUGACUUUAAAUUAAAUAUUAAGAUCGUUGCUGAUUUUACCAAAUUCAAUGUUACGUCAUUAGCCAAUUCCUUCGACAAUAUUUCAGAUCAUAGCACGGAAGGAAAGUUGAAAGUAGAGCUUAUGAAAACUUCAGCUUUGACGUCUCCGGUCCUUAAACUAGCGAUAGGAAGCAUCAACGCGAUAUGGCUAGGUAUUGAAAACUAUGUUGAUCCUUCUACCAAUGGAAUAGCAGACUUGGUAGAGAAUGUCGAAUUUGCUACUUUUGAAGAUCAUAUGUUUAUUGAUAUUGAUCUGCUUUACUCUCUUCAGAUACUUUCCCCGCAAAUUAAGAAAUUGAAGAUAACUAACAAGCUGCAAAAGAGAUCACUUUAUGAGCUAGUUAAUUAUACAGUCACAAGUGAUGGUUCGAAGCUACUACGAGAUUGGAUUAGAAAACCGUUGACUUCUAUUGAAAGGAUCAACGAACGGCAAAAUGUUAUCAGAAUCCUAGCUGAUAAUUCUAAUAAGGAAACAAGGAAAUUAAUCCAGACUUCAGUAAAGCGUAUGAGUAGUGUGACUUCGCACCUUAAAGCUGUGAAAAGUGGUAAAUUGGCAUGGAAUAAUUGGAAUUCAGUCCUUGAAUUCUUACAAUAUGCCAUAUCACUUCAGAAGCAAAUUCGUCUGUGUUUUCCAACUUGUGAAGAUAUCCCCGAGGAGCUUAGUACAUUUUUCACCGAAUAUAUUAAUGAAUUCCAGGAUCUUCGGAAUUUCUUGCUCCAAUUUAUAGAAGUAACCAGUUCCCAAGAAGAUGGUAAAGUCAGAAUAAUAAAUGGGGUUGAUGAAGAGUUGGACAAUCUCCGUCAACAAUACAACAAUUUAGACUUGAUAUUUCAAGAACUAGGCAAUGCUAUUGCCCAAAAGCUCGGAAACAACGACGUGUUGAAUAUUGUCUACAUUCCCCAAAUUGGAUUUCUACUAUCACGAGAACAAGAUCUCGAAGCAGAUCCAAAUCAGCUUUUUAUUAUUCCUAAUGAAUGGAGAGAAGUCUUCAGAACCGAAUCUCACGUUUAUUAUAAAACCGAAGAGGUGAUUAACCUUGAUGAACAAUUCGGCGACAUUUUUGAAUUGAUCCAGGAUAGAGAAAUUGAAAUCAUUCAACAACUUCAGGAAAAGCUACUACAAUAUGAAGAACCGAUAAUCCAAAUUUCCAGAGCUGUGGUUGUUUUGGAUUGUUUAUGUUCAUUAUCCGAAGUCUCACAGUUGAACAGCUAUGUUCGCCCCAAUAUCGUUACACAUGACACUCUAGAGAUAAUUAAAGGUAGGAACCCACUUGUUGAAACUGCAGUAGAUGUCUUUGUUCCCAAUGAUACAGUCUUUUCCGAGCAAGAAAGGAUCAUGGUGGUCACAGGAGCCAAUUUGUCCGGCAAAUCGGUAUACUUAUGUCAAACCGCUCUAAUAGUUAUCUUGGCUCAAAUAGGUUGUUAUGUUCCCGCGGAAUCAGUUACAAUGGGAGUUUUUGAUAAAGUGUUGACACGAAUCAUGUCAAGAGAAUCACUUGACAAGCAGCAGAGUACGUUUGCUACAGAUCUAUAUCAACUUUCUAAAUGUAUCUCAUUAAGUUCAAGCAGAUCAUUGUUAAUUAUAGAUGAGUUCGGUAAGGGAAGCGAUGCCAUAGAUUCCUCUGCUAUCUUCGGCGGGACCUUGUCAUUCUUUUUAUCUAGACAAGAUUGCCCAAGGUGUAUAUUUUCAACUCAUUUUCAUGAAUUAUUCAAAACAGAGGGCCUAGGUUCAGAUUUCGACUCACCGAAGAUAAAGAAGGUGUGCAUGGAUAUUUUACUUCAGCGUCAAAGCACAACAGAAUAUGAUCUAAUUACCUAUCUUUACAAUGUACGCCCGGGAGUGGUUGAAAAGAGCUUUGGUAUCUACUGUGCUAAGAUCUGUGGAGUUCCUCCCUCCAUAGUCGCCAGAGCAGAUGAUAUUGCUAACAAACUAGAAAAUGGAGUUGAUCUUGUUGCGGAAUUGAUGAUGCUAUCGGAAACCGAAGAAGCAGGAUUCAGGGUUGCUAAGUCUGUCGUUACGAAUUUUCUUGGAAUUCAAUAUGAUGACGCCGAAGUUGAUCAAGAGAAUUCGAUAGAAUACAUGGGUAAGUUUCAACAAAUAUUUGACGUCUAA
Hemisphaericaspora subhashii is the source of this 2427-nucleotide messenger RNA. Its product is annotated as MutS family protein. The record is from RefSeq and is a predicted model, not a curated record. Gene Ontology annotation, cellular component: nucleus. The transcript is spliced from 2 exons. Gene Ontology annotation, biological process: chiasma assembly; mismatch repair. Lineage: Eukaryota; Fungi; Ascomycota; Pichiomycetes; Serinales; Debaryomycetaceae. Bases 1 to 2427 code for a protein of 808 amino acids. Gene Ontology annotation, molecular function: ATP binding; mismatched DNA binding; ATP-dependent DNA damage sensor activity.